Molecule: messenger RNA, 1032 nt
Organism: Dipodomys ordii (Ord's kangaroo rat)
Lineage: Eukaryota; Metazoa; Chordata; Mammalia; Rodentia; Heteromyidae
Product: rho GTPase-activating protein 32-like
Exons: 11
Coding region: 1-1032 (343 amino acids)
Biological process (GO): small GTPase-mediated signal transduction
Cellular component (GO): cell cortex; nucleoplasm; Golgi apparatus
Molecular function (GO): protein binding; GTPase activator activity; phosphatidylinositol phosphate binding
Source: RefSeq, a predicted model, not a curated record
AUGGAGAUAGAGUGUGAGAGUAGCACUUCAGGGGAUGACAGUGUCUUUUGGUUGGAUUCUGAAGUUAUGAUCCAGCUGACUGAUGGAGAAGAGGAAGAAGGGGAAGAAAACUUCAGGAAGAUGAAGUCUUCAAUACAUUCUGAAGAGGAUGAUUUUGUUCCAGAACUACAUAGAAAUGUUCACCCUCGAGAGCGGCCUGAUUGGGAAGAAACACUUAGUGCAAUGGCAAGAGGAGCAGAUGUUCCAGAGAUUCCUGGAGAUCUUACUCUUAAGACAUGUAGCAAUACAGCGAGUAUGAAGGUUAAUAAACAUGUAAAAAAGUUACCAUUCACGAAGGGUCACUUUCCAAAGAUGGCUGAAUGUGCACAUUUUCAUUAUGAGAACGUUGAAUUCGGCAGCAUACAGCUUUCACUUUCAGAAGAACAGAAUGAAGUAAUGAAAAAUGGCUGUGAAUCUAAAGAGCUGGUCUACCUCGUACAGAUUGCUUGCCAGGGCAAAAGUUGGAUUGUUAAAAGAAGUUAUGAAGAUUUUCGGGUACUUGAUAAACAUCUUCAUCUCUGUAUUUAUGACCGACGGUUUUCCCAGCUCUCAGAGCUUCCCCGUUCUGACAGCCUGAAGGAGAGUCCAGAGUCUGUCACUCAGAUGCUCAUGGCUUACCUGUCACGCCUUUCAGCUAUUGCUGGCAACAAGAUCAACUGUGGUCCUGCACUUACCUGGAUGGAGAUUGAUAACAAGGGAAACCAUCUUCUGGUUCAUGAGGAAUCAUCCAUCAACACUCCUGCUGUUGGUGCUGCCCAUGUUAUAAAGAGGUACACUGCUCGGGCUCCUGAUGAACUGACUUUAGAGGUGGGAGACAUCGUUUCUGUUAUUGACAUGCCCCCCAAAGUGCUAAGUACAUGGUGGAGAGGCAAGCAUGGAUUUCAGGUGGGACUCUUCCCUGGUCAUUGUGUGGAGUUAAUUAACCAGAAAGUUCCCCAGUCAGUGACCAACUCAGUGCCAAAACCAGGAGUUGAAGUUCAUUUGGAUAGCUGA